Molecule: messenger RNA, 1653 nt
Organism: Blumeria graminis f. sp. triticale
Lineage: Eukaryota; Fungi; Ascomycota; Leotiomycetes; Helotiales; Erysiphaceae
Source: the annotation of a GenBank genome assembly
AUGCCACUGCGGUGUCGAACCUUACACACUGCUCUAAAGCGCCAUUUUCAUACGUCACGGCCUCUGACACUGCACCCUACUACACUUCGAUGGUUAGAGGAAGAAGGAAAAGUCAAUUUGAUCCCAACUUCGACGGCUCUUGAACCGGACCUCACAUGUAGCCACCUGCCCGAAGAAGGCUCACAUCUGAAUCCUCCUCCCUCUGAAUAUGCACGCACAAUCUUUGCCGACCGGGCAACUAUCACAAUCUUCUCGGGACUUGGCGGCCAUGGUUGUGUGUCAUUUUUGCGCGAAAAGUAUAUCGAAGCUGGUCCUCCGAAUGGUGGCGAUGGUGGCACUGGAGGCAAUGUCUACAUACAGGCGUUACACGGGGAAACAUCUCUUCAUAAGCUAGCCCGGCGCAAUAUUCUGCGGGCCGGGCGCGGGAAGAAUGGUCAAGGAAAAUUAAAAGGUGGCGAACGAGGGGAAGAUGUGGUUAUACAGGUUCCCGUAGGCACAGUAGUUCGGGAAAUUGAGCGUUUUGAUCCCAUAGCCGCAGAAGAAAGUAAGCCAAAUCUAGCAUAUGGUCACGAAGACGAUGAAUCUGCUCAACGUAGGCAGAGACGUGAGAAGUGGUUACUCUAUCCAACUGUUUCGCCGGGAGAUAUUCCUACUUCGGAAUUUCCACGCUUGCCACGGGCUCGGAAAUCAGCCAUGAGCGCGGCACAGGUUCCGGCCCCAAUAUCGCUAGAUUUAAAUAUGCCAAUGGAAACGUCUUUACUGCUUGCAGCCGGCGCGAUCGGCGGACUAGGAAAUACUCAUUUUGUGUCCAAGACGUGUCCAAGACCAAAAUAUGCUACCAAGGGCGAGGAGGGAAUCAGAAUCACGCUAGAAUUAGAGCUUAAGCUGCUUGCUGACGUCGGUUUAGUAGGGCUUCCCAACGCAGGAAAGAGCACUCUAUUGCGAGCCCUAACUAAAAGUCGAACACGAGUCGGUAGUUGGGCAUUUACAACCCUUCAACCCAACAUCGGUACUGUUGUUUUGGACAACUACAAGGGCCGACCAUUUUCGAAAGCUAGAUUUAAGAAUGGAGAGCCACGAACAAUAUUUACCAUUGCAGAUAUACCUGGACUAGUCAAGAAUGCUCAUUUGGAUCGUGGCCUCGGAAUCAGCUUUUUGCGACAUGUCGAGAGAGCCAGGGUGCUCGCCUUUGUACUUGAUCUGAAUGCAGGGGACGCAGUUGAGGCACUUAAGGCGCUCUGGAAAGAAGUUGGAAUGUAUGAAAAAUUGAAAGGAGAAGAGACCGUUGAGGGAAGUCAAAUGGAUGUCCAGUGGACUCCAUUUACUUCUCCGCAGGAAGCUCUGGAAAAUCGUCAAGAGACUAUUGUAGUUCCUUCGGGACCAGACUUUGAAAAUCCUUUGGCCCCAGGAAAAAUCAGUAUCGCAUCCAAACCCUGGUUUGUUGUCGCUACAAAGGCUGAUUAUCCUGGUACUGAAGAGAACUUCUCUAGGCUCAAGGAUUAUCUCGAAGAAGUUGGCAAUGGCCUCGUUCAGCACCCAAGUUUACACCAGGGGGCUUGGGCAGAAAAAGUUGCGGCCAUUCCAGUGAGUGCCAUCAACAAGCUUGGGACUGAUAAGAUAGUGGAGUGGACAAUCGGCUUACUAAAUGAUUAA